AUACGUAGUGUGUUAGGUUGUUAGAAAGUUAAUGGCUGGGGGGAAAGAGAUUCUCUUCUCUUCUCGCUUCGGGAGAGUUUUGGGGUUUCUGAAGUAAAAACGUUAUUUAUAAACGGAUCGUCACCCGAAGGAAAUUUAAGACGAUUAUACGUUUGUUAAUACGCGUCUUAUUUAGAUAAGUAUGCAGGAUGCAGUAGCCGGGACGGCAAUGCUGACGGACGGCUUCGAGGACGAGAUUGACUCGGUGACUCCGCGCUCCCCUGCGGUAGGGAUGGGGGUCGGAGCCACACCGGGAGCCGGGCUCGGGGGCAUUGGCAUCGACGUGGGCGGCAAGAAAGUCCGCUUGUUCGGGGAGUCUCCUGGGCCCGCCUCAGAUAGAUUGGAUUUCAAGCUGGCCGCAGCGGCAGUGCUCUCCUCUGGUCCGGGAUCCGGCAGCGACGAGGACGAGGUCUCCGAGGUGGAGUCCUUCAUCCUGGAGCAGGAAGACCUGGACAACCCCAUGUUGAAGACUGCAUCAGAGCUGCUCCUGUCCAGUGCUACAGAUGGGGUGGACCUGCGCACAGUGGACCCUGAAACUCAGGCCCGGCUAGAGGCCCUGCUGGAAGCAGCAGGCAUCGGUAAACUGUCCACCGCGGAUGGUAAAGCAUUCGCAGAUCCCGAGGUGCUACGCCGGCUGACGUCAUCGGUGAGCUGUGCGUUGGACGAGGCCGCUGCCGCUCUCACACGCAUGCGGGCCGAGAACACGCUCAACGCAGGCCAAGCUGACAAUUUGGUUAUUUUCAGCCGUAGUCUGGCGGAGGCCUGCUCCGAUGGGGAUGUCAAUGCUGUGAGGAAACUCCUUGAUGAGGGCCGCAGCGUCAAUGAGCACACGGAGGAGGGUGAAAGUCUACUGUGCUUGGCCUGCUCUGCUGGGUACUAUGAGCUGGCACAGGUCCUGCUGGCCAUGCAUGCCAAUGUGGAGGACCGGGGUAUUAAAGGAGACAUUACACCCCUCAUGGCAGCUGCCAGUGGUGGUUAUGUAGACAUAGUCAAAUUGCUGCUGGUGCAUGGCGCAGAUGUUAAUGCACAGUCCUCCACAGGGAACACAGCGCUAACAUAUGCAUGUGCCGGUGGCUUUGUGGAUGUGGUGAAGGUUCUGCUGAAGGAAGGUGCUAAUAUAGAGGACCACAACGAAAACGGUCACACCCCAUUGAUGGAGGCGGCCAGUGCAGGCCACGUAGAGGUGGCACGAGUGCUGCUUGAAUGCGGGGCUGGCAUAAACACGCACUCCAACGAGUUCAAGGAAAGUGCACUUACACUGGCCUGCUACAAAGGACACCUGGACAUGGUGCGCUUCCUGCUGGAGGCUGGAGCUGACCAGGAGCACAAGACAGAUGAGAUGCACACUGCGCUUAUGGAAGCCUGCAUGGACGGCCAUGUAGAAGUAGCUCGGCUGCUUCUGGACAGCGGAGCACAGGUGAACAUGCCAGCAGACUCUUUUGAGUCACCACUAACACUGGCAGCCUGUGGGGGUCAUGUGGAGCUGGCGGCCUUGCUCAUUGAGCGAGGUGCCAACUUGGAAGAAGUGAAUGAUGAGGGCUACACACCAUUGAUGGAGGCGGCACGCGAGGGUCAUGAGGAAAUGGUGGCUUUGCUCCUGGCACAAGGUGCCAACAUCAAUGCCCAGACAGAGGAGACACAGGAGACUGCACUGACGUUGGCCUGCUGUGGGGGCUUUCUUGAGGUGGCGGACUUUCUCAUCAAGGCUGGGGCAGACAUUGAGUUGGGCUGUUCCACACCCCUCAUGGAGGCUGCACAGGAAGGCCACCUGGAGCUAGUCAAGUACCUGCUAGCUGCAGGAGCAAACGUCCAUGCAACCACAGCCACAGGGGAUACAGCGCUGACAUAUGCAUGUGAAAAUGGCCACACCGAUGUGGCUGACGUACUGCUGCAGGCAGGGGCAGAUCUGGAGCAUGAGUCAGAGGGAGGGAGGACCCCUCUCAUGAAAGCUGCCAGAGCUGGACACUUGUGCACUGUGCAGUUCUUAAUCAGCAAAGCAGGUGCUAAUGUGAACAGAGCAACGGCCAAUAAUGACCAUACUGUGGUGUCACUGGCAUGUGCCGGGGGGCACUUGGCCGUGGUGGAGCUGCUGCUGGCCCAUGGGGCAGACCCCACACACAGACUGAAGGAUGGCUCCACCAUGCUCAUUGAAGCUGCUAAGGGUGGUCACACAAAUGUGGUGUCUUACCUGCUAGACUACCCAAACAAUAUCCUCUCUGUCCCUACUCCUGACCUGUCCCAGCUCACACCCCCUUCUCACGAUGCGUCUCAGGUUCCUCGUGUACCAUUCCAAGACCUUCCCAUGGUGGUCCCCCCCCAGGAGCCAGACGGAAUGCCUUCCAACAUUGUGACCCCUCCUCCUGUCUCCGGCAAAGGUGCGUGUAAGCAAAGGCCCGGCUCUCUGCAGGCGAGCCCAGGGGCUGCUGGGCGGCCGGAUGCCGACCUGCUGCUCCCCUUCCACCCCUACCAGCCACUGGAGUGCAUCGUGGAGGAGACAGAGGGCAAGCUGAAUGAGCUGGGCCAGCGCAUCAGUGCCAUCGAAAAGGCUCAGUUGCACUCACUGGAGCUCAUCCAGGGAGAGCCCCUCACCAAAGACAAGAUUGAAGAGCUGAAGAAAAGCCGUGAGGAGCAGGUGCAGAAGAAGAAGAGGAUCCUGAAGGAGCUACAGAAGGUGGAACGCCAGCUGCAGCUCAAGACGCAACAGCAGUUCACCAAAGAGUAUAUGGAGGCCAAAGGGCCGAAGGAUGAUACUGGGACCCCGCAGCUGGCUCAGCCGUGUUCAGACACGGAUGAAGAGGGUGCACAAGAUGGCGAGGAUGAUCAGCCAUCCCCUGUGGAGGAAGAGGACGAUGAGGAUGACAAUGAAAACUAUGGUCAUCUGCCACAGGUGGACGCCAUACUGUACAGAGAUACACAGCCCCCACCGCCUCCACCCCCACCGCAGACCCAGGGGUUACCCCCUCUGCCGCUGCAGGCUGGCUUCAUGCCCAUCCAGCCUCUGGCUGCACAGCAGUCUACUGACUUCAGCAGCGCUAACUAUCCUAGCAGUACCAGUCCUGACCUGCAGAGGGUGCUGGUGAGUCAGCAGAUGCAAGGCCAGCCACUGGCUGAGAGCCUCAUGGUGGCCACGCCUGCUCAGACGCUUACUGACACGCUGGAUGACAUAAUGGCAGCGGUGAGCAGCAGAGUGCCUAUGAUUAACACUACAACCUCGCCCAACCCUCCACCCCCCGUGCAGACAUCCAACAACUGUCUCUCACCACCCUCUGUGCUGCCAUUGUACCCUUCUGUGGACAUUGAUGCACAUACGGAAAGCAACCAUGACACAGCAUUAACCCUGGCAUGUGCUGGAGGCCACGAGGAGCUGGUGUCGGUGCUGCUUGCACGAGGGGCCAAUAUUGAACACAGGGACAAGAAGGGCUUCACUCCCCUGAUCCUGGCUGCCACAGCAGGACAUGUGGGAGUGGUGGAGGUACUCCUGGACAAAAGUGCUGACAUUGAAGCCCAGUCGGAGAGAACCAAAGACACGCCAUUGUCCUUGGCCUGCUCUGGGGGCCGACAGGAGGUGGUGGAACUGCUGCUUUUGCGUGGGGCCAACAAGGAGCAUCGCAAUGUCUCUGACUACACUCCUCUCAGCCUGGCCGCCUCGGGGGGCUAUGUCAAUAUCAUCAAGAUCCUCCUCAAUGCCGGCGCUGAGAUUAACUCCAGGACUGGAAGCAAGCUGGGGAUCUCUCCCCUAAUGCUGGCGGCCAUGAAUGGGCAUGUCCCAGCAGUCAAGCUGCUGUUAGACAUGGGCUCAGAUAUCAACGCGCAGAUUGAGACCAACCGCAACACAGCACUUACGUUAGCCUGCUUCCAGGGCCGUGCUGAAGUGGUCAGCCUGUUGCUUGACCGCAAGGCUAAUGUGGAGCACCGCGCCAAGACUGGACUGACUCCACUAAUGGAAGCCGCAUCUGGGGGCUAUGCAGAGGUGGGCCGUGUGCUUCUGGACAAGGGGGCAGAUGUGAAUGCACCACCUGUGCCCUCGUCACGGGAUACUGCUCUCACCAUUGCAGCAGACAAGGGCCACUACAAAUUCUGCGAGCUUCUUAUCAACAGAGGGGCCCACAUCGAUGUACGCAAUAAGAAGGGCAACACACCCCUCUGGCUUGCUGCCAAUGGUGGCCACUUUGACGUUGUUCAGCUGCUGGUGCAGGCAGGUGCAGAUGUGGAUGCUGCAGACAACCGCAAGAUCACACCACUUAUGGCUGCCUUCCGCAAGGGCCAUGUGAAAGUGGUGCAGUACCUGGUGAAGGAAGUAAACCAGUUUCCGUCUGACAUCGAGUGCAUGCGAUACAUUGCCACCAUUGCAGACAAGGAGCUGUUGAAGAAGUGUCACCAGUGUAUGGAGACUAUAGUAAAAGCCAAAGAUCAACAGGCAGCUGAGGCCAAUAAGAAUGCCAGCAUCUUACUCAAAGAACUGGAUCUGGAGAAGUCUCGGGAGGAAAGUAGGAAGCAGGCUCUGGCAGCUAAGCGUGAGAAGCGCAAGGAGAAGCGGAAAAAGAAGAAAGAAGAGCAGAAGAAGAAGCAGGAGGAAGAAGAGGCAAAAGUGAAGGAGGAGUGUUCAGAAAUGCAGGACCAGGAGAAGGAUUCUAGUGAAGAGCCAGAGGUCCCCAUUGAGCCCCCAAGUGCCACUACCACCACCACCAUUGGGAUCUCUGCCACCUCAGCUACCUUUACCUCAGUCUUUGGGAAGAAGCGUGCAAAUGCAGUUACCACACCUAGCAUCAACCGUAAGAACAAGAAGAAUAAAACAAAGGAGGCACCGAGUGAGCCCAUCAUCUUGCAGGACCCCCAGGUGGCACUGGCACAGCAGAAGGCUGACAAAAAUAAAGUCCAUGGGGAGCCCAGAGGUGGUGGGGCACCUGGUGGUAACAGUGACUCUGACAACCAGGACAGCGCUGACUGCAACAGUGAGAGCAGUGGGGGUGGUGGCAAGAGCCUAGAGCUCGGCUUCCUUCCUGAUUUGCCUUCAUCUUCCUCAUCCUCCUCUUCCUCGUCUUCCUCCUCUGCUCCCUCAAAUCUUGCACAUGCCCCGCCUGCCCCUGAGAGGAGGCAGGGGCCCCUGCUGCAUUGCUCCAGAGAGGACAAAGUCACCGUGUCCAUCUCCAAACCUCAGCACAAAAUGCAAGAGUGUAUUAAUGACUUGACUUCAAGCUCAGUCCCCUCCUCAUUCAAGACCAUUUCACUGCCAGUAACUUCACCAAACAGUAAGAUAAACUUGACCAGCCCCAAGAGAGGCCAGAAGAGAGAGGAGGGCUGGAAGGAGGUGGUCAGGAGUGGCGUGUCUCGAUUUAGGUCUAAGAAGCUGUCGGUCCCAGCCUCAGUUGUGUCGCGCAUCAUGGGUCGGGGCGGCUGCAACAUCACUGCCAUCCAGGACGUGACUGGUGCACACAUUGACGUGGACAAGCAAAAGGACAAGAACGGAGAGAGGAUGAUUACAAUAAGAGGUGGUACGGAGUCAACGCGGCAUGCCGUGCAGCUGAUCAAUGCACUGAUCCAGGACCCGGCAAAGGAGCUAGAGGACUUGAUCCCCCGCAACCACAUACGCACCCCAGGGGCUAACUCCAAGAGUGGCUCCACCUUCACCAACUCCACAGGGGCUACCAGCACUGCAACUGCUGGUUCCAAGAGCCUAACUUCCAUGGUGCCCUCCUCCACAAUGUCAUUCCCACCCUCCUCAUCUGCAGCACAGCAACCUUCUGGAAAGCUGGGAAAAGGCAUGUCAUCAGGGGUGAGGCCCCCCUUCCCAGUGUCCCUUCCCCUGGCUUAUGCCCAUCCACAGCUCGCUCUUUUGGCCGCCCAGACCAUGCACCAGAUCCGACACCCACGGCUGCCCAUGGCACAGUUUGGUGGUACCUUCUCGCCAUCGCCCAACACAUGGGGCCCUUUCCCAGUGCGGCCUGUGAGCCCUGGCAGUACCAACAGCUCCCCGAAACACAAUGGGUGUGCAGCACCCCGACCGAGUGUGUCACACAGUGAGCACGCAGCCUCUCCCAGCAAUCCUCCUGCUGCUGCUACUACUACUACAGCCACGCCUUCAACUACCACACAGACCCAGUCAUGCCUUCCUCCUAGUACUCCCACCCCUUCCUCAGUAAGGAAACAGCUUUUUGCUGCUGAACCUAAGACAGGUGCAGUCAGUGCACCUCCCACUACCAUGAACAGUGCGUGUUCUGCCAGAGCUUUCGGCUCACCUGCCCACCUACACAAUACCCCUCCCACAGCACCCCCAACUCCGCCUCCACCACCGUCUAUAGCCCCACUUUCACAGCAGCUGCCAGCUACUAGGCCUGAGCCCUGCUCAACAGCCACACCUGGAAAGGAGAGGCCAUCUUUGGAGCAUCCAUCCAUGUCUGCCCCCAUUGGGGGGACCUCCGAUAAUAUAAACUCACCUGGGUCCUUACCUUUCCCUACCCAAAAUUCGUCUUUGCCACCGCAGCCAGAAUCCCGGCAGCAACUGCCCCUACCAUUUUCUUCCAGUGCAGAGCCUGUACCUUCUGUGGCUCUAUCAGGUUCCACACUUCCCUCUUCUUACCCUGCCCCCAUCUGUGCCAGUACCAUUACGCACACCAGUAACACUUUACCUCAGCUUGCUACCCCAGCCCCUCGUGUAUCACAUAGAAUGCAGCCUGCAGGGCCCUUCUUUUCCCUGCCAGAACAGCAGUCUAUGUUUAUGUCCAUGAGUGGACCGCAGGAGCCACCAAAGCAGCAGCAGCAACAGCCUGCUGUAGCUCCACCCUCUGCAGUUGGUGUAAUGAAUGGCUCCCAGAUGCACAUCCCCAGUGGCAAAGCCCAGCUGUCAGCCUCCUUUGGAUCUGCUGCACUCUUCAACCAUUUCAGCAGCAUCUUCGAUGGCAGCCAAGUUGGCAACAAUCAGGUGUGGGGAACAUGCCACUUGCCUGCAAGGAACCCACCUGAGCAGGCCUACAGUACCACAUCCACCUAUAUGGGCAUGGGCCAGAUGGAAAGUGCAAUACCCCCAUCCGACAGCUCUAAAGCCCCUGGUUACCGCUCUGCUUCCCAGAGGAUAGUCUCAAGUCCAGUUGCUGUGCAGCCCUUAGACCCCUCGGGGAACUCAAUCUCCUCAUCUGCAGCACUGACUAGCUUUGCUACCAGCAUUUCGGGCAGUCCUGUGUUCCUGCAAGGUCACCCCCCUGUUGGCACACCCUCCUUCAGCCGCCAGCAUUUUUCACCCCAUCCCUGGAGUGCCUCCACUUCACGCGAGUCCCCGGUACCCUCAGCUUCUCCUGGCACCACCUCCCCACUCUCUGCAUCCACAACUGCACCUCCGCUAGUCCAGUCCAAGCCCAGCAUUUCUAGCCAACAGGACCGCAAGGUGCCACCACCAAUUGGUACAGAGCGCUUGGCCCGCAUCCGGCAAACAGGAUCCGUCAACCCUCCGCUGCUUACUACAAGCUACACAGCAUCUGUUGGACAGGGGGGUAUCUGGUCCUUUGGUGUGGGCAGCGCCUCUGAAGCCAUGUCAGGAUGGUCGCAGCCUCUGAACAGUCACAUGCUGCACCAGCAGCUGCCAGAGCCAACAGCCUUCUCACAGCACCAACCCAUGGAGCAGGAUGAUACAGGCAUUGUGGCUCCCUCAAACACCUUCCACCAGGCCAUGGCCAGCAGCUUCAUGGACUUCCCUAAGGGGAUGCCCAUGUCGAUGUACGGUGGGACAGUGAUACCUCCCCAUCCCCCAAUGGCCGAGGGGCCAGGGGCACCCAUGUUCAACGGGAUCCAUACUGCAGAUCCUGCCUGGAACCCAAUUCUCAAGGUUGUCUCAAACUCCACAGAGAAUUCUGACCCCCAGCAGGUCUGGCCUGGUACUUGGGCUCCACAUGUCGGGAAUGUGCAUCUGAACCACGUCAACUGAACUCAUCAGUCAAGGCACAUUAUGAGGAAUAAAAUACAUUAAUUUUUAACGAACAACAAAUUGCAAUGAUAAAGAUGUUAAUUAGCAGAGUCCUUUCAAGGGUUUAGAAUCGGAAAGAUGAACACCCAUUUUUUGAUGUGCCUAAAACAAUUUGGUGUGUGGGCUGUUACUCGUUUAACACUGUCUAUGAACAAAACUGAUUGCCUGUUGGAAAGGAUACAUUCUGCUUAGUAUAGCCAUUUCGACUUAAACCCUCAAACUGGUCCUUCUCUACAGGACUCAACAGGACUGUAAGCUAUUUAUACUCGAGACAAAACUAGAUUACAUUAAAGAUACAUGAAUCAGACCUUUUAGAAUGGUAAAUACAUGUAUAAUUGUUUACAUACUAAAAAGGGUUAAAGAGUAAAUUUCAUGUCGUAUAGUGGCUCUACUUUAUGUAGCCUGUAUUAAUGUGAAAUAUUUACCUUAAUAUUCAAUAAAAAGUUGGAACUGUAUAUGUGUAUGUGUUUUUCUUCAGCGUGAAUGUUUAUCCUCAGAAGGAACUCCUUUCCCUUUAGCAACUUGCUGAUCCCAUUCACAAGGGGUCUAAAAUUGAAUCUGCAUU
Scleropages formosus (Asian bonytongue) is the source of this 8558-nucleotide messenger RNA. Its product is annotated as ankyrin repeat and KH domain-containing protein 1-like. Bases 182 to 7954 code for a protein of 2590 amino acids. Gene Ontology annotation, cellular component: cytoplasm. The record is from RefSeq and is a predicted model, not a curated record. The transcript has 34 exons. Lineage: Eukaryota; Metazoa; Chordata; Actinopteri; Osteoglossiformes; Osteoglossidae. Gene Ontology annotation, molecular function: RNA binding; protein binding. Gene Ontology annotation, biological process: innate immune response.